Messenger RNA from Blepharisma stoltei, 213 nucleotides. NCBI's taxonomy places the organism in Eukaryota, Ciliophora, Heterotrichea, Heterotrichida, Blepharismidae. The record is from the annotation of a GenBank genome assembly.
AUGAAAAAAGUACAAAGGGAAAAAAAAAAAAACAGAGGAAAAAAGUACAUUGACUUUUUAUAUGAAAAUACUAAUUUUUUAAAUAUGUUUACCUUAAAAUGAGAAGAACGCAUCAAAUUUAAUUUUUUGCUGCAUAUAUUAAUUCUCAAUCCACCCCCUUUAAAUUGGAACAAAAAAUUUUUUUUUGCUAGAAAAAAAUAUCACUUAACUUAA